Zingiber officinale is the source of this 3101-nucleotide messenger RNA. RefSeq names its product autophagy-related protein 9-like. NCBI's taxonomy places the organism in Eukaryota, Viridiplantae, Streptophyta, Magnoliopsida, Zingiberales, Zingiberaceae. The record is from RefSeq and is a predicted model, not a curated record. The transcript has 10 exons. Gene Ontology annotation, cellular component: phagophore assembly site; autophagosome. Gene Ontology annotation, biological process: autophagy of mitochondrion; protein localization to phagophore assembly site. The coding region runs from base 228 to 2879 and encodes 883 amino acids.
GCUGACGGCCCCUUCCCCAAGCCUUCUUUUUCCUUGCUUCCUUCGACCCCAAAUCCCAUUCGCCGUCCGUCCUCCGCCACCUCGCCCCAAUCUCCACGGAGAGCGCUCUAAGGCACGGACGCCCCACUGCUGCUGCUCGGCAGACGACUAUCGCGAUCGCGUUAAUCGCCUCGAUGAUAAUUCUGUGAUAUGGACUGGAAAGUUUUGCUCGUCCUGGGUAUGCGUGAAUGAUGUUCAAUUUGGAAAAGGGUUCAAUUGCUCCUGCUAGAUGGAAAUGGCAACAGACGACUGAACUACCACUUACUACUAAAUUGCUGAGUGAUGUGUCACCCGAGAUAGAAUUAUCUGAUUAUAGAAAAUUACCAAGUUCAGCACCUGAGCCCCCAGUUGGGCUUCUAAAUGGUGAACACCUAGAUGCAGAACUGAUCGUUGAUUUAGAUCUAUUUUUUGAAAGGCUCUACAGUUACUACCGUCAGAAGGGGCUUUGGUGUAUCAUCGUCAAGUGGAUGGUUGAACUUUUAUAUGUAAUUUUCAUGGUAGGGUUUAUUGCCUUUUUCUUACUUUAUGUUGAUUGGGAUGCCUUGCGCAAAGCAAAGUGUGGAGUUGAGGCAGUUGAGUUGGGAGAAAAACCUUGUGAUCUUCCUAAGGAAGUCAUUAAGCAACAUCCUUUAGUUCCUUUUACAAUUAGUAAAGCAAUUAUUAUUGGCUCCAUGGUCAUAUUGACUCUCUAUGGGCUUUUCAACUUUUUGAAAUUCUUUGUACAACUGAAGAAUAUUGUCAAAAUUCGUCACUUCUAUUAUAACAGACUCAAUGUUACAGAUCGUGAAAUUCAGACAACACCUUGGCCUACUAUUAUGGAAAAGGUUGUUCAACUACAGAAGUCUCAACAACUUUGUGUGGUAAAGGAUCUUUCUGCUCAUGAUGUGGUAAUGAGAAUAAUGCGCAAGGAGAAUUAUUUGAUUGCGAUGAUUAAUAAAGGUGUUCUAGCAUUUUCCAUUUCGUCAUGGGUUCCUGGAGCUGGUCCAACUGUCAAAUCUAGAAUCACUGGAAAGAAAAACCAUUUGAUACUUCCAAAAACUCUUGAAUGGACCUUAAAUUGGUGCAUAUUCCAAAGCAUGUUUGACAGCAAAUUUUGUCUUCGAAGGGAUUUUGUAACCAACCCUUCAUCAUUGAGAAAAAGACUUGUUUGUCUUGGGAUUGGAAUGUUUCUCAUAUCACCAUGCCUUUUAAUCUUCUUGCUAGUGCACCUUUUUCUAAGACAUGCUGAACAGUUAUACCAUCAUCCAAGCACAGCAUCAUCUCGUAGGUGGUCUAAUUUAGCGAAAUGGAUUUUCAGGGAGUUCAAUGAGGUGGAUCAUUUAUUUAUGCAACGAUUAAACAACAGUGUGAUAGAUGCUUCAAAUUAUUUAAAGCAAUUUCCAUUCCCUCUAAUUUCCAUAUUAGCCAAAUUUGUGUCUUUUGUUUCUGGUGGCUUCGCUGCAAUUCUAAUUAUAAUUGCAUUUUUGGAUGAGUCUCUACUUGAAGGUCAAAUAUUUGGUCGCAAUUUAUUUUGGUAUGCUGCUGUUUUUGGAACUGUGACUGCCAUAAGUCGAGCUGUUGUAACAGAUGAACUUCAAGUUCGUGAUCCAGAAGGUGCAAUGUCUAUUGCCAUCCAAAACACACAUUAUAUGCCUAAAAAGUGGCGUGGUAGAGAAAAUAGUGAUGCUGUUUGUGCAGAAUUUGAAACCCUGUUUCAGUACACUGGAAUGAUGCUACUGGAAGAGAUGGCAUCCAUUUUCAUUACUCCUUAUUUGCUCAUAUUUGUUGUGCCAAAGCAUGUUGAUGACAUUUUGAAAUUUAUUUCAAAAUUCACGGUGUAUGUUGAUGGAGUUGGCGAUGUCUGCAGUUUUAGUUUGUUUGACAUCCAAAACCAUGGAAAUAAGAAGUAUGCUUCACCUUCUAAUGCAGAGCGAGAUAAGAGUUCUCAGGGUAAAACAGAAAAAUCAUUUUUGAGCUUCCAGAGCACCUAUCCAUAUUGGGAACCUGACACAUAUGGUCAACAAUUCCUGUCCAAUCUUCACAAAUUUAGGGAAAGACAGACCCACAUCAGCUACCCCUAUACCAUUCAGGACAGCUCAUCUUAUCACCCAUGGAACUUUACGUCAAGAUGGAACGACAAGCAUGAACAAACAUACCGAUUCUUCUCGAGGGAAGAGCAUCACAACCUUGAUUAUUUUUCAUUAACAAAUCCUAAUCGAAGGACUCGCCCUUAUAUCCUUGAUUGGUAUUACACAACCUUCUCGCUCGACCCAGCUAGAAAUUCAACUGACUUCCAUCCAUCUACCAGUGAAGUGAUAGUCGAACCUUCAGAACCUAUGUGGUCGCCGCUGAAUAAACAGUUAAGUGAAAUCGAAGAAAGUACAGCCUGGCAAUCUCAAUUCUCAGAUAGAGUUUACAGUCACUUGGAGGCCUCUACAUCCAGACCUCUAUUCAAGGAGCAGGAUCUUCACCACCCAGUUGUGGAGCAUCACAAUAUUGGCCAUUGGUGGAAUCGACCUGGUUCUCAGUUAUCUGUCCCACAGGCAAGCUUUAUGGAACCCCCAACCUUCGGUGAGCAGCAUCUGAAUUUCCACCAUGAUGAUGCAUCUGAGAGAAGCGAGGAGCAGCAAGGAGAGUCAGAAGUCGCUGCCGACAAUGAGUGGAAAACCCCAAACUCUAUGUUUAGAACCACAUACAUCGAUGACUCUGAUAACGACGAGGCAUUCAAUCUUCAUUUUACCGAUGACAAGGGCAAAAGACACAUUCGGCAGACGACUAAUCAUAACAGUAUGCCGUUUAGAAGCAUUCCUGUGAGAAUACUACCAAGCAGCAAUGAUCCAGUGUGGUUCAGAGAACGUUGAGAGCUGGCUGUUCUGGAAGUCAUAUAGUAAUGCUAUUCUUUUGUAAAUAUAAUAUUCGUUGGUGGGAAUGCUAGAACUCUAUUACAAAUCGUGUAAUUAGCCCUGGAGGGGUGGUUCGCAAACUACAUUGGAUCGCAGUGCAGCUAUUACAUGUGCUGUAUGAUCAACCAUUUAUAUAUAUUUCCCUAAUAAAAUGGCUAACCGCAAGCCUUAUUUGUGGCU